GCCCAGGGAGCGCAGCCCUGCUUUACGGCAGAGGACGUCAGGGAAGGGAGCGCGCGCGCGCCACGUGAGGCAGCGGCGGAGCCAUGAGGCGGCCUAAGCUGAGGAAAGCCAGCAAGAGGCUGACCUGCCAUAAGCGCUACAAGAUCCAGAAGAAGAUCAGAGAACACCACCGAAAAGUCAGGAAGGAGGCCAAAAAACGUGGACACAAAAAGCCCAAGAAGGAUCCUGGUAUUCCCAGUGCUGCACCGUUUAAGGAAGAGCUUCUACGGGAAGCAGAGCAAAGAAAGCAGAGGCUUGAAGAACUAAAACAAAAGCAGAAGCUCAACAGACAGAAGGAACAUGAAAAGAAGAGGAAACUUGAAGCUAAAAAGAAUGCAGCCAAAGUCACGGAAAAAGAUGGAAAGGAAUCCUCUGGCAAAUCUAAAGCAAUGGCUAAGAAACUGCCGGAUAAAAAUUCAAAGAAAUCAUUCUGCAGGGAGCUCAACAAGGUGAUUGAGGCCUCAGACGUGGUUCUAGAGGUUUUAGAUGCAAGAGAUCCAAUGGGCUGCCGGUGUCCUCAGCUGGAGCAAGCUGUAACGUGCUCUGGAGACAAAAAGCUACUGUUGGUUCUGAACAAAAUUGAUUUAGUGCCAAAGGAGAAUUUAGAGAAAUGGCUGAAUUAUUUGAACAAGGAGUUUCCAACAGUUGCUUUUAAAUCAGCAACGCUGAUGAAGGACAAGACUAUGCCAGAUCAGUUCACAAAAAGACGUGCACGUGUUGAUUUAUCGAGAACCACUGAAUGUUUUGGAAGCAAAUGCCUUUUGAGAGUCCUUCAAGAAUAUGUCAAGACUCAAAACAAAGCCAUUCAGGUUGGAGUAGUAGGUUUCCCUAAUGUGGGAAAGAGCAGCAUAAUCAACAGCCUUAAAGGAGUUCGUGCUUGCAACGUUGGCCUAGCAAGAGGCGUUACCAAGUCCGUGCAAAUUGUGCACGUUGAUAAACAGACAAAGAUGCUGGACAGUCCAAGUAUAAUUGCAGAUCCUACCAACAGCAGCUUGGCUCUGGCCUUGAGAAGCAUUAUAGAUACUGAAAAAUCGGACUCGGCAGAGGUGCUUGAAGGAGCAGAUGCUAUUCUAAAUCACUGCAAUAAACAGCAGGUAAUGAUACGCUACACUAUGCCAGAUUUCAGGAACACGGAAGAGUUUUUAACUUUGCUUGCUCAGAAAAGGGGUGUGCUGAAAAAGGGGGGUGUUCCAGAUGUAGAGAAUAUAGCGAAAUUACUGCUGUGUGACUGGACAGGAGCUAAAGUAAGCUACCACACACAACCCCCAGAAUCUCCGAGACCUCCCCCAUACCUUACAGAAGACAAAAUAGCUGAAAUGCGGGACUGCUUUAAUUUAAAGAAACUAGAAGAAGAAAACACCACCACUGUUCAAGCUGUAAAAUCCCCCAGUCCGUCAAGCAGCAUCAUUUUCCAGUCAGAUGGAAUGACAAAUGGGACAAUAGAGGAACAUAAAGUGAUAGAGGAGGCAUCGGAGUGGGAAAACUUAGAAACAAGCAAGGAGGAAGAGGAAGAGGAGGAUUUCACAGAAAGUGAUGAUCAAGAUGAAGAUGAAGAAGAGGAGGAUGUUGAAGAGGAAAGCAACGUUCCGGUCACCAGGAAAGCAAAGCCUGGAAAACGACAAACGAGUCCUACAAAUUCAGAAAAGCAGAGAGCCGAAAGCGAACAUUCCAAUUCACUGUCAAUCAGCUUGGAUAAGACAGCAGAUGAAGAUGAUGCUUACGAUUUUAAUACAGACUAUGUGGAAUGAAUUAUGGGUAGAGACAUGGUUUGGAGACUCAUUACUUACUGCCUCUCUGAACAGUCAGGAAGACGUGUGCUGCGGUGGAAAUUGGAGGAACGCUGCAUACCAGGGCUACUGCAAAGUCACAGUUAUUACUGUGUCAAAUAAUGUACAUAAUAUUGUAUCGCCCUUGAUCACCCCAGAUUCUAUACAAGUCUAGGAAACUUGACUGCAUUCAGCUUUUAAAUCCUAAACUUCAUUUCCUGUAUUAAAAAGGCCUAUUUAAAAAAAUUCCUAGUGGACUGAGUUA
Molecule: messenger RNA, 2070 nt
Organism: Cuculus canorus (common cuckoo)
Lineage: Eukaryota; Metazoa; Chordata; Aves; Cuculiformes; Cuculidae
Gene: GNL3
Product: G protein nucleolar 3
Exons: 15
Coding region: 84-1787 (567 amino acids)
Cellular component (GO): nucleolus
Molecular function (GO): GTP binding
Source: RefSeq, a predicted model, not a curated record